AAAAAAAUCUCGUGAAAAUCUGCACCGACUUGCUUGUGAAGAAUUGUUAUUUCAUCAUAGACUCGCCGGGGCACCAUGAAGCGACAAGCUAAAAAUGUGCUACUGGAUCGAAUGCAUCGGGGCGUAGUGUACACCUGCAUGGGACUGACCCUUUACGGCAGCUAUAUGCUCGGAGUACGGGUUUACCGGUAUUUUACAGUCAUCAAGCCAGCCAGACAGGCCGAAGAAUUAAGGAUGCUGGAGGCUGGAGCCACGAAACAGGCGCCUAAUCUGGACACUGCACCAACGCUCACAUCCUAAGGCCCAUGGUUCCGCCUCACCAGUAGAUACGAUUUUCAUAAAAAUACAUUAUGUAAUGCGUUUGCGGUGAUACAAACCGCCGGCAUCGUCCUGUAAAUGGCGCCGCGUUCCUGAACAGGAGCGUGUAGGACAUUUCUUUCCUUGAUAGCCGCCGUCACGAAUGAGAACAUUUUUCAGCUGUAUAAAAAUGGUUUCCUUCAUUUCACUGUUUAUUCUUCGUUAAAUAUAAUUACUUUUUAUCAAAACACA
Anopheles aquasalis is the source of this 549-nucleotide messenger RNA. RefSeq lists its product as uncharacterized. The record is from RefSeq and is a predicted model, not a curated record. Lineage: Eukaryota; Metazoa; Arthropoda; Insecta; Diptera; Culicidae.